AUGGCAACCGGGGAAGACGUGGAAGCCGAAGCGCUGGGGGGUGCCAAAGUUCAUGGAACCACGACUGGCCUUGCGGACCAAAUCGCAGCCGAUGAAUUUGAUGCGAUCACAAAGGCCCGCGAGUGGGUAGCCACACUCCAAGUGCGGAGUUUGCGCGAAUUACAAACGAUCGAGCCCAUUGCUCCACGAUACCCAGCUGAUGAUCUUCUUUCUAUUGUGAAUCCUGAUAUUCGCAAACCAUUCGAUAUGAAUGAGGUUCUUUUGCGUCUUGUUGACGAUUCCCGUCUAUCGGUGUUCAAACCUAAAUAUGGUCCCAACAUGAUCACAUCUUGGGCUCACAUUAUGGGAAUCCGAGUUGGCAUCGUUGCUAAUCAGAUCUCCGUUAUCAACCCCAAUGAAGCGGCCAAGGCCGCCCAAUUCAUACGGAUGUGCAAUCAACAGAAUACGCCAAUUGUGUUCUUACAUAAUGUUACUGGAUUCAUGGUUGGCACCAAAGCCGAGCAUGCGGGUAUCAUUAAGAUGGGUGCUCAAAUUGUCUCAGCCGUCAGCUGCUCAACCGUCCCGCAUAUCUCAAUUAUCCUAGGAGCAUCAUAUGGCGCAGGGAACUACGCGAUGUGUGGUAGGUCUUACAAACCACGUUUCAUUUUCACUUGGCCGACCGGACGCUGUAGUGUUAUGGGACCCGAUCAACUCUCUGGGGUCAUGGAACAAGUACAGGAAGCGAGCGCUAAAUCAAAAGGUGAAACGCUUUCAAAAGAUAAGCUUCAGAAGCAAGUAGAGAAAUUCCGCGAACAAGCCCACAAAGAUGCAGAGUGCUAUUCCACCAGUGCCAUGCUCAUUGACGACGGCAUUAUUGACCCGCGCGAUACACGCGAUGUCUUGGGUAUGUGUUUGGAAAUAGUUACAAUGCAGGGAGUGGGAGGGACAGACACACAUAACUUGUUGGCUAGGAUAUAA
Penicillium angulare is the source of this 957-nucleotide messenger RNA. RefSeq names its product acyl-CoA carboxylase subunit beta. NCBI's taxonomy places the organism in Eukaryota, Fungi, Ascomycota, Eurotiomycetes, Eurotiales, Aspergillaceae. The transcript is spliced from 4 exons. Gene Ontology annotation, molecular function: ligase activity. The coding region runs from base 1 to 957 and encodes 318 amino acids. The record is from RefSeq and is a predicted model, not a curated record.